Molecule: messenger RNA, 1587 nt
Organism: Linepithema humile (Argentine ant)
Lineage: Eukaryota; Metazoa; Arthropoda; Insecta; Hymenoptera; Formicidae
Gene: AnxB9
Product: Annexin B9
Cellular component (GO): cytoplasm
Molecular function (GO): calcium ion binding; calcium-dependent phospholipid binding
Source: RefSeq, a predicted model, not a curated record
GUAGCCGGCGUUCGUACGAGUCGGAUCGGUUGCGUUCUUCAUCCGUCGUUUUCUCAAUCAGUUGACGUUCCAGUUUUCCGAUUGACAGUACAAAUCGGUAGAACUGAGAUAAAUAACGAGUGUUUGUGAAUUCAUCCUUAUCUCACGUCAUCGCGCACUCCGAGAACCUCGCGGAGUGUUUUCUGUCGAGCGUUACAGCGAAGAAAAAAGGAAAAAUGUCGCAGCAACAAUAUUAUCCCUUCAAGUGCACUCCAACUGUGUAUCCUGCGGAGCCAUUUGAUGCCAAUGCAGAUGCUGCUAUUUUGCGUAAAGCAAUGAAAGGUUUUGGCACCGAUGAAAAAGCCAUCAUUGAUGUACUGACAAAGAGAGGCAUUGUUCAGAGACUGGAGAUCGCAGAGGCGUUUAAAACUCUGUAUGGAAAGGAUCUGAUCAGUGACUUGAAGAGUGAACUAACUGGCAAACUGGAAGAUGUCAUAGUUGCUCUUAUGACCCCACUACCGCAUUAUUAUGCCAAGGAGCUACAUGAUGCUGUAAGCGGUUUGGGCACUGAUGAGGAAGCGAUUGUCGAGAUUCUGUGUACUCUCAGCAAUUACGGCAUCCGCACGAUUGCUGCGUUUUAUGAGAACUUAUAUGGAAAAACACUUGAGAGCGAUUUGAAGGGUGAUGCUUCGGGCCAUUUCAAGAGAUUACUGGUUUCUCUUGUACAAGCAAAUAGAGAUGAAAAUCAGGGAGUCGAUCAUAAUCAAGCAGCCGCUGAUGCCCAAGCAUUGUACGAGGCUGGUGAAAAACAAUGGGGUACAGAUGAAUCACAAUUCAAUGCGAUUUUGGUAACUCGCAGCUAUCAACAACUGCGACAGACAUUUAUUGAGUAUGAGAAAAUAUCGGGGCAUGACAUUGAGGUCGCCAUAAAGAAGGAGUUCUCCGGUAGCGUCGAGAAAGGCCUACUUGGAAUAGUGAAAUGUGUGAAGUCGAAGGUUGGAUUUUUCGCUGAACGACUGUACGCCAGUAUGCACGGCAUAGGCACGAAGGAUCGGACAUUAAUCCGUAUCAUUGUGUCCCGAAGCGAAAUCGAUUUGGGAGACAUUAAAAAAGCAUUCGAGGAACGCUUCGGCAAGUCACUGGAGAACUGGAUAGCCGGAGAUACUUCGGGAGACUACAAGAAAGCACUGCUUUCCCUCGUUUCCACGUAAUUUCGACGAAGCAAUUAAGGAUUCAGAUGUGCGCUUUGUCAUUGUUCGAUGAGUAUAUCUACAAACAAUUUUACGCCUGCACACAAGUGCCAGCUUAAUUGCUUGAACUACUAAUGUGAAAUUAGGAGAUAUAUCUUAAUGCAUUUUGAAAUAUUACUUUUGUAAUACUUUUUUCUUUUGGGAUCUUACUCUACUGUAUUAUGUAGGCCUAUAAAAUUUUGAAACACUGUGCAUGUCUACCGCACAAAAUAUCGACUUAACUAUACUUAAUUAAAUUAUAUUUUGUAUAUUCUUACUUCUGUCAAAAGAUCUGGAAAGAUUUAUAUAAAGAAUCUUGUAGCUCGUAAGCAUGAUUGAGGAAUCGAAGGAAAUAAAACCGACGAAAACACCCCUCGGA